Messenger RNA from Pipistrellus nathusii (Nathusius's pipistrelle), 639 nucleotides. The record is from the annotation of a GenBank genome assembly. Lineage: Eukaryota; Metazoa; Chordata; Mammalia; Chiroptera; Vespertilionidae.
AUGGUCGUGAGCGGGAGGCGGUCUCUUGUUUGUUGGGGCUUGUAUUUGUGUGUUUGCGGGGACUUAGGGGUUUGUGGGGGCGAAACCGAACGGGCCAUGGCAGCAGCGGAGGAGGAGGAUGGGGGCCCCGAAGGGCCAAACUGCGAGCGGGGCGGGGCGGGCGCCACCUUCGAAUGUAAUAUAUGUCUGGAGACGGCUCGGGAGGCUGUGAUCAGUAUGUGUGGCCACCUGUACUGUUGGCCCUGUCUUCAUCAGUGGCUGGAGACGCGGCCAGAGCGGCAGGAGUGCCCAGUGUGUAAAGCUGGCAUCAGCAGAGAGAAGGUGGUCCCCCUUUAUGGGCGGGGGAGCCAGAAGCCCCAGGAUCCCAGGUUGAAAACGCCCCCCCGCCCCCAGGGCCGGCGACCAGCUCCGGAGAGCAGAGGGGGCUUCCAGCCGUUCGGCGAUCCCGGGGCCUUUCACUUCUCGUUCGGUGUGGGCGCCUUUCCCUUCGGAUUUUUCACCACUGUCUUCAACGCCCACGAGCCAUUCCGCCGUGGCGCAGGUGCGGAUCUGGGACAGGGCCACCCGGCCUCCAGCUGGCAGGACUCUCUCUUCCUGUUUCUCGCCAUUUUCUUCUUUUUCUGGCUGCUCAGUAUUUGA